This is a messenger RNA of Girardinichthys multiradiatus, 7896 nucleotides long. RefSeq names its product protein FAM184A-like. The record is from RefSeq and is a predicted model, not a curated record. The coding region runs from base 187 to 3783 and encodes 1198 amino acids. Lineage: Eukaryota; Metazoa; Chordata; Actinopteri; Cyprinodontiformes; Goodeidae. The transcript is spliced from 24 exons.
CAGAGGAUGCGUGCGACGGAGCGGUCUCGCGCCGCGCUGCCUGCCCCGAGCUCGUGUCCUCCUCUCUGAAGCAGAAAGAUUAUCUCCACAGACGCAACAACAAUGGGCGGACUGGACGCGUUUGGAGGCUCCCGCUCCAUUUUACUAUAAUUCACACCGUCGCACUUGGCUUUAUUCCCGGCGAAAAUGGCGACGGGGUCAGGCUGGCAGCCACCGUACAACACCUCGACCAGCAACAGCAAAUACACCCCCUCUCCAACAGCGUCAAACAUGUUUUACGACGGGACCUUAACGCUAGAAUACACCCCAGACAUGCAUCUGAAGAUGAGCAAGAAAAUCGCCCAGCUGACAAAGGUAAUUUACGCUCUCAACACCAAGAACGAUGAACAUGAGGAGGAAAUUGAAUCUCUGAAAGAAGCCCAUGAGGAUGAGGUCCAACACAUAGUGACAGAAACCAGAGACAAGAUCAUGCAAUACAGGAACAAAAUGGCGGACGAGGCGGACCUGAGGCGGCGGCUGGCGAGUCUGGAGGAAUCUGUCGAACUCUACGACCACAUGAAGAGACAGGCCUUAGCAGAGUUCGAGAUGUACAGACAGAGAAUGGAGGACUCUCAGCUCUGCACUGAAGCCCAGCAUACCCAGAGAGUGGUUUCUAUGAGCAGAGAGGUGGAAGAGAUGCGUCGCGAUUUUGAGGAGAAGCUUCGGGUGUUCAGCCAGGCUCAGGCCCAGUUUGAGGCAGAUAAGCGGCGAGCGCUGGACGAGCUGAGGGCCACCCACCGACAAGAGGUGGAGGAGCUCCGCGACAACCAGCAGAACCACAGCGCCACCUCUGCCGAAGACCAGGAGAAACUGGGCGAGCUGCAUAGACAAGAGGUGGAGGCUUUGAUGGAGAGGGUGGAGGAGCUGACAAAGGAUAAGGUCCGUCUGGUGGAGGAGUACGAGGCCAAGCUGGCCAAGGCUCAGGAGUAUUAUGAGAGAGAGCUGGAGGCCAUGAGGAGGACACACCAGCUGACCACUGAGAACCUGCUGGCCUGGAAGAGGACGGAGGUGGAGCUGCGCAAGGAAUUCCAGGCUCAGGAGGCGGCGCUGCAGCGUUCACUGUCCAAGCUGAGGAGUGAGCUUCAGAAAGCUCAGGAAGAGGCCCGGGAGAACCGGGAUAAAACCAACAGACUGCAGACAUCACUGGCCAAUGCAGAGGGAACCAUUAAGAACCUGCAUAAGCAGCUGGAAGAAGCCAUCCAAGAUGGUGAAAUCUGGGUGAUGCAGCUGAAGGACACCGAGUAUGAACUGGAGAGCAGCAGGGAACGAGUUCAGCAGCAGGCUACAGAAAUCCUCCACAAAGCCAGUCAGAUUGGUUCCUUGCAGGCCACCCAGAUGGCUCAUGAGGCGACUAUCAGGAACCUGGACCAGGAGCAGAGUCGUAUCAAAGAGAAGAUCAGCCGGCUGGAGGAGGAGAGAGAGGCCCUGCUCAAUCAAAGCCAGACCGCCAGCGAACAACACAAACAGCAAGUGCUCAAGCUGGAGCAGUCUCUUCGGGAGGAGCACCAGGGCUAUGAAAAGGAGCUCUCUAGACUGAGAGCACACUAUGAGGAGGAGACCCUUCGCUUUAAGGAGGCUCAGGUCACAGCGUUGGAGGAGUUGGAGGAGAAGCACAGGGCUAUGAGGGAGGAGGCACAACAGGAGAAAGAGGACGAGAAGAAACUCCUCCUUACGAAAAUGAGCCAGGAGUUUGAGAUUAAACGUCUGUCUUUAGAGGAGCAUAGAGACCGUCUUCAGCAACAGCUGGACAACUUGAAAGAGGAGCUCACGGCCAAACUCAACAUGGCCAAUCAGGAGGUGUCCCACCUCCAGGAGCUGGUGAGGGAGGGGGAGCAGAACCUGAGUUCAGCUCAGACGCAGAUAAGCUGUCUGAAGGAAACCCAGGAGAAGCUCCGGAUAGAGCUGGAUGCUACCAGAGGUCGAGUGCGAGAGACCAGCAACCUGCUCACCGACCUACAGGAGGAGAUUGAGACCCAGAAGCAGCAGCAUGAUGCCAGAGUGAUGGCCAUCAGAACAGAGGAGAAACAGAAGAUCGACAAGAUGGCAGAUGACUUGGAUGAGAAAUGGAGAGAUGCACUGCGGGAGGAAGUGCGUUUGUUGAAGGAGGAGCUAAGCGAGGAGUAUGAAGCUGACAAACAGGCAGCUCUCACUCAGCUUUCCCAGCAGAAGGAGCUGGAGCUGAUGGCUGCAAGAGAGGGCUGGCAGAGGAAAGUGGAAGACCUGCUGGAACAGAUAUCUCUCCUGAAACAGUCUCUGGAGCUCCAGUUGUCACAAUCUCAGUCUGCUCUCCAGCAGCUGCAGUCUCAAUUCAGCCAGGAGAGGGAGCUGCUGAGCCAACAGCUUAAAGAGAUGCAGAGAGAACAUCAGAGGAGAGAGCAUCGAUUGCAGGAGGCUCACUGCUGCGCCCUCAGCACCAUGGAAGAGGCCAGACAGCACCAGAUCAGAGCCCUGGAGGAGCGUCUGAAGCAGGAGCAAAGGGAGGAGGUUCAUGCUCUGAAGGAGGCUCACAGGAGGACCUUGGAAAUCCUCAGGCAGCAGUCAGAGCAGGAGCUGCAGACUCUGAGGUUUGAACUGGAGGACGAGGGGAAAGCAAAGCUGGCGUCUCUUCGAGCAGAACUGAACCACCUCCACGCUACGGCCAUUGAACAUUUGAAACAGAUCCACCUCAAAGAAAAGAGUGCAGCUAAAAGGGAACUGGACAAAGCAAUGGAACACAGCCACCAGCAGGAACAAGAACUUCUGGUUCGCAUCUCCGACCUUCAAGCAGAGUUGUGUUCCCGUAGCAACCGCAUCACCGAUCUGGACCAUGAAAUCCACUCUCUUAACGAGACUAUCGACACUCUGACCAGAGAGCUGGAGCUGAAAGGCAAAGAGGUGCUGCGAGUGCGCAGCGAAGCCAACCAUCACAUAAGAGCUCAUGAACAAGACCUCAUAAAGAGGCACGACAGGGAUCUGGAUGAGCUAAAAGUAGUUCAUCACAGAGAGAUGCAAAUUAUGCUGGCUGACUUCAACAAGGCCCAAGAGGUGCUGAAAGACAAGAUUUCUGCUCUGCAGAUCCUGUUGGAGGGUACGGAGGAGAAGUUAAGAAACCGAGAAAGCCGACCAGAAGAUCUGCAUCUGAUAGCAGAGCUCAGAGAGAUGGUCACUGAAAGAGAAGUUCUAGUCAAAAAACUGGUCGAUGACAAGAAGUUCUACCAGCUGGAGUUGGUGAACAGAGAGACGGGCUUCAACAAGGUCUUCAAUUCCAGUGCCAACGUUGGUGUCAUCAACCCUCUUAUCAAGUCAAAAACAAGCAGCCAAUCAGAUCAGCGCCUCACCAGCUUUCCUAGCCAUUCAGCUCUCCGAUUCGUCAGCCCUCCCACCAUGAGCCAAGAAGGCCAGGAGGAGGGAGGGUGGGAGGCGGAGGAGGUAGGACCAGGAGGCCGCUUUGCGCUUCCUCACUCCCCCCUCCAGAGGUCCCUCCCAAGACAUAAGAAAGCCCCGCCACUGUUCAGCCCCCUUGCUUCUUCUCCUCUACCUCAGCAUCCUCCUCUUCCUCAUCCCCCACACCAUCCCAUGCCAAGCCUUGCUCCUCCUCAUGUUCCUCAGGAUCCUCUUGCGCAGCAUCAGGGCCUGCAGAGCUGUGGGAGCCUUCCUGAAGCCAGCGCUCCCACACCAUCAGACUCCAGGGGGAUCGAGGCAAAAAAAGGGAAAGAAUACGUUCUAAAGGAGGAGGACUUGUACUCCCUGUACUUCUCUUUCUGACUGGCAAAAAAUACCCCAGUUCUUUUUAAAAAAAAGUUAUGGGACAGAGAGCUAAAGUUUGACGGUGAUCAAACGGCACGAUUUGACUCAUUCGAUGGAUUGGGAUAUCAGACAUCCAGUCCUCAUUGCAGCAUUUCAUGCUUCCAGUGUGACUUCUAUCUUAGGGCUUCCAUACAUGGUGACCUAGAAGAUGAUGGACUUCCCAGUGCUUCAUCGUUAUUAAAGGUUCACAAUAGCUUGAGGAGAGGGGAUACCGGUUAGUUUUUGUUUAAUAACUCUAAUUUUACUUCUAAAAUAGCAGAAAUAGUGCGACUUUUUUUUUUUGCUCAGAUUCAGAGGUAUACAUCCAUUUCUUUAGUAUUUGGUGGAAUAAUCUUUUAUUUUUUAUAUUUAACCCAAUUCUUUUACAAUAAAUAGCUGAAAUUUUGGCCCAGUCCUCCAAAGAGAAUAAGAAGGUCGUCUUGCUCUUUGAGCUAUGCCCACAAAUUUUUAUGGGACAAAAAUAAGGGCUUUGUGAUGACCGCCUCAGACCAUUUGGAGGUAUGCUUGGAGUUACUGGCAAAUUGGGAAACCCAUUUUGUGCCCAAACUUUAACUCCGUGGUUUAUUUCUUGAGGUUUUGCUUCAAUACGUCAUGAUCCCUUCUAUUUUGUUAAGCGCACCAGUCCCUCCUGCAGCAAAACAUCCCCACAACAUGAUGGUGCAACCACCAGGAUGCUGUGUUCAAGCUUUGCAAGCUUCCUUCUUUCACUUCCAAACGUAACCAUGGUCAUUGUGGCUAAACACAGCAACUUUAGCUUGAUUAGAGCGCAGGAUAUGUCUCCAGAAAUAACGAUUAGUUGACCCUGAGUGCCAUAGCAGACUGUAAUCUGGCUUUCCAUGUUGCUUUUGGAGUGAUGACUUCUGAGCAACCUUUCAGGACAUGCCGGACCUUUUAACUCUUACCGGUUUCAGUCAGUAUCUUCACAAGGCAUUUUGCUUUAAUUUUGGUGUUGAUUCAUACAUUUCACACCAAGACAAGUUCAUCUCUGGAACACAGAAAACAUCUCCUUCCCGAACAGUAUUAUGGCUCGACAUCCCCAUGAUGUUUAUACAGUAACUGCAUAUAAUUGUUUUAGAUGAACAUACUUAGGAAUCUAGAAGUUGUAGAUUUAUGGAGAUCCAUAGUCUUUUUGAUAUCUUGGCUGAUUUCUUUUGACUUUUCCAUGAUGUUCCACAAGAAAGCUGUUUGUUUGUUUGAGGUGUUGCCUUUAUACACAUUAGCAGGUGUCCUUUCAUUUAACUCCAGUGUUAAUUGGAAUGUAAAUUAAUUUAUCAGAAGCUUACAACGCCUUCAUCACCUUGGCUUUCCCAAAUCGUUUAAAGGCACAGUAAUCUUAGUGUAUGUAAACGUCUAAAUUUCAAUAUCGGCGUGGAUCAUUUCUGUAAGGAACAUCAAACCGAAAGUAACUAAAACAUUUUUAUUUAAUUUCACAGUUUUUAUGAGUUACAUUUAGGUUUGGGGCAGUUUAAAUCUGAAAGGCAGCAAAAGCUCAGAACACUUUAAUUUUAUUUUAUUUGGAAUAACAAAAACAAUUAGAACAAAACAAUUUUUAAUUUUGCUCCAAUUGCGUAGUAAAGCUGGCUCUUUAAUAUGUAAAGUAGGGUAAAAGAUUGGUAAAUACCUCCUAAACAUUUGAUUCCCAGUUGAAAAUUAAAAACCUGCUGGUCUAGAAACAAAAUGCUGCUCUCUUACUGGUGCAUUUCUGGUCAUUAUCCUCUUGAAACGCUAAUUUUAAGGGCACAUCCUUUUUAGCAUUGGAUGACGUGGCCUCCAUGAGUUUCUUGAUUGUUUGAAACUGAUCUAUUAUCCCUGGAAUGGGAUAAAUAGGCUUUACAUCACAGUGUGAGAUAGAUUCCCAUACCAUAAAGCCUUGUCUUCCUGGCUCCGCUUACGCAUUUUCUCACAGGUAACUGUAGAGCUUCCUUAAUCACCCUGGAGCUGAUCACUUUUUGCUCUUCCUUAUAUGAUUCGGUUUUCUGAGCAGUGUCUGGAACAACCCAUUUUACUCAACAUGUACAGCGUUUGUUGCCUUCAUCCUUAAACGGUUUUAAGGAUAUUACUCUGCUACACCUACUUGUAAAUUAUUUGCCGUGUAGUAAUAUUAUUUCUGCCGAAACCAUUGAUUGAUUUGGUUUUUGAUGUGAUUUUGAACUCAGUGGAUUGGGAUCUGCCUGCCUUUAUGCUCAUGUGUAUCUUCAUGCACUUGUCAUCCAUGUUGGCUCUGGUUGAGCUUUUUGGCCUCUGCUGUAACAAUUACGACACCACCAGCAAGAGCGACAAAAUAAAACCUUAACUUUAGCUUGCUGUCCCGGUGCUUUGACUGUGUACAUACAGUACAUGUAUGAGGGUCAUUUUCAAACAUCCGAGCUAACCGAGGGGGGCUUGGUUUACAGCUUCUGACGCCACAACAAUCUCCGGAGGAGAAACACGCAGACAAACCAAACCAAGCGCCCCUUGUAUUUUUGUUACUCCACUAUUUAUAACAUAUGAAGCUACUGUUUUUCCUGUGGUCUGCUUCUUACACCACAGGACGAGAGAUGUAAAGAGGAAGAGUUCUGCCGAUGGUGUGCAGUUGAUUUUUUUAAAAUGUUUAUUAUUUAAUGCCAAGGAGCGUUUAGUCCAAGUCUAAUUAGAAACUCAGCGUUAGUUUUAGGGCCUGAACUUCUCUGCUGCAUGUCUCUGGCUGUAAGGACAGACCCUGGAGCAUGUGAAAACAGAAACACUCAUGCUGCUCUCUUUCACUUGAAAACUCAUACCUUUUCAGUGUACCGUCCUAUUUUUUUAAACUUGAAGUUUUACAUAGUUAUUGUGCUGGAUUCCAUUCAGAAAUCUGUACAGUUUUCCAAGCUGCAUGCUCAUCCUCAACCCAAAAGAGGCCCGCUUUGUUCUUGGAAAGUCAGACGUGCGUUUUAGAGUCCAACACGUAAACGUCUAAGUUCAGUCCGAUGAGCACUCGUCUUCCUUUACAGAACAAGCAGAGGCCGCAGACAUUCAGGAAGUGUUUAAACUCUUAUAGUUUAGCUUAUGCUUCACACACAGAAGAAUAUAAUUCAAACUUAAAAUGUUUUAUUAAAAAAAAACACUAUUAGGCAUACUUGUCACAUGUAUUUGUGUUUAAUCCCCACAAUAUUUAAAAAGUCAGAAAUUAAAAUAUUAUCUGAUCAGACUCCUUAUUUGACCUUUCAUGAAAUGCUUUAGUGCCCUCCUCAUUUAUCGGCACCCCUACUCCUAAUAACUUGUACAACAAAUGACUAGAGGUUCCGGUAAAUGCAGAGGGUGCUGUACUUAUUUUCCAGAGCCGGUUUGGUCAAAAGUUUGAGAAUAAUGAGCUUCAUUAAUGAGCUCAUAUUGCAUCUUAAAACCUUCUCAUUAAAUGUAGAGUUCAACACUUUCUGAAACAAGUUAAACAUUAUAAAGGACCCAGAAAUUUGUCCUGUCUGUCACAAAUGAAGCAUCUAGUCUCUGAAGUUGUGCUGAAUGUGCUAAAAUGGCUUAAUUGUAAAUACCUCUAUGUAAAAAGAAAGGAAGGAAGAAAGAAGAGUUCAUGGGAUCUUUACGGGAUUGAGGUCCAGAUACACUGAACCGCAGCUGGUUCAUUGCUUCAUGCACACUGUGAUGUUUAGAUUAAUUUGAUGACUAUAAAAUAUGGGCAUUUAUCUUAGAUAUCUGCACUCUACAGUGCAGAAGUCUUUAAUUUUUUAGCUUGAUAAAUAUUAUCUAAUUUUCCUUUUUAAGAAUCGAAAACAGGUCUCAUGAUAAUGGUUAAAGAACCGUUGCAAUGUUUGUAAUGCAUUUUCGAACUGUUAUAUUUAAUAUGUUUUAAAAAGCAAGCUUUGUUUUAUUUUUUUACUCUGUUAUUUAUUGUUUAAAAUGUCAAAAGUUGACAGAAAUGAAAUAAAUACAACUGUGUUAUUUAACUGAACUGAAAGUGGUCUGAAGGUAACAUAAAACUCAUAAUUACAUAUCUGUCAUGUCCAUUUUGACGUAAACACAUUACAGUUAUAACAAUAUUUAUAUUUAUAUCACUUCUAUUGUAUGUUAUGGAACAAUAAAACACUGAUUGUGAGAAAA